AUGGCGACAACAAAAGAUUCCAUAAAUGGUGAUGUAGCUUGGGUAUUGGCUGCAACAUGUCUUGUUUGGAUAAUGACACCGGGUGUAGGUCUCCUUUAUAGUGGUAUGGCUCAAAGAAAGAAUGCAUCAUCCUUAAUUAUGAUAUGUUUUUUGUCUAUUCCCAUUGUAUCUGUACAGUGGUAUAUAUGGGGUUAUAGUCUAACUUUUAACAGAAAUGGUGGUCUUUUUAUCGGUAAUUUGCAAAAUGCCUUUUUCAUGAAUCUUUCAUGGGAUUCCGGGCCAACCAAUACAAGCAAAAAUGUUCCAGAAUUUGUAUUUGCAAUUUUUGAGUGUAUGUUUGCAGCUAUCACCCCUGCAUUAAUUAUGGGUGGUGUUGCUGAACGUAUAAGACUAUUACCUACAAUUAUAUUCAUCUUUAUUUGGUCCACACUUGUUUAUGACGUUAUCGCCUCAUGGUGCUGGUCAGCAAACGGUUGGUUUUCAAAAUUGGGUGGUCUUGAUUAUGCUGGUGGUAUCCCAGUACAUAUAUCAUCUGGCAUGGCUGCUCUCGCCUUUUGUAUUUUUGUUGGAAAGCGUACAGAUAAUAUCCGGCAGCCCCAUAACACUAUUAAUGUAUUUCUUGGCACCAUAAUGCUAUGGUUCGGUUGGUUUGGCUUUAACGGUGGUUCUGCCAUAGCUGCUAAUAAACGCGCUAUUAUGGCUUGUGUUGUGACAAAUCUUGCUGCUUCAUUUAGUGGACUUACUUGGAUGUUAAUGGAUUAUUUUCGUACAGGAAAUUUAUAUGCCACUAGCUUUUGUAGUGGAGCUGUUGCGGGAUUAGUCGCAAUAACUCCUGGAUCUGGUUAUGUUACUCCUUACGCUGCUUUUGUUUUUGGUGUAGCUAGUGGUUUUUUUUGUAAUCUUGCUACUCUAAUGAGGAUAAGAUUUGACAAAUAUGAUGACGCAAUGGAUGUCUUUGCUAUUCACGGUAUAGGAGGAUUUAUUGGAAGCAUUCUUACUGGAAUUUUUGCCAAUCAAUAUAUCGUUUCUCUUGAUGGUGAAUCUAUAAAUGGUGGUGCUAUAGAUGGUAACCCUAUACAAAUUUUAAAACAAUUAGCAGGAAGUUUCGCGGGCAUGAUAUACUCUUUCUUUGUUACAUGGAUCAUUCUUUUUAUCAUAAAUAGAAUUCCAGGUCUCACUUUGCGGUUCGAUUCAGAGAAUGGUGCGGAUAUUGAUGAAAUGG
Scutellospora calospora is the source of this 1222-nucleotide messenger RNA. NCBI's taxonomy places the organism in Eukaryota, Fungi, Glomeromycota, Glomeromycetes, Diversisporales, Gigasporaceae. The record is from the annotation of a GenBank genome assembly.